AAAACCGCCGGGACGCGCGGCCUCACUUCCGGCAGCCCCCAGAGCCACUUCCGGGGGGGCGGGCGCAAAAUGGCGGCGGGGCCCGCGGGGGUCCCGGGGGUUUGCGAGGGCGAGGAGGAGCCGGAGCCCCCCGGGACCCCCCCGGGUUCGGUGGCGGAGCUGCCGCGGGUGCGGCGGCAGCGCGGGCGGUUCCUGGUGUGGGCCCCGGGGGCGGUGCGGACGCUGCGGGAGCGGCAGCGCGUGUGGGGGGCGCUGGUCGGGACCCCCCCGCGGCGGGGCCGGGCCGCGAUGGCGGCGGGGCCGCGGCUGCCGCUGCAGCUGAGGCCGGAGGAGGCGCGGGCGCUGCGGGAGAGCGGCGGAGCCACCGUGGAGCCGGUCGAUGAGGAUGAAGAGGAGACCCCGGCAGAGCGCGGCCGCCCCUCCCCCCCCGCCGAGCGCCGUUCCCGCGUGUUCCGCGAGCUGUGGGGGAGGGGCCUGCACCUGACCCCGGGCGGGAAAUUCGGGGGAGACUUCCUGGUGUACCCCGGCCCCCCCUGUGAUUUCCACGCAUGCGCGGUUCUGCAGUGCCCGUGUCCGUUCCGGCCGCAGCCGCUGGGGGCGCUGUUGGCGGGGGCGCGCCUGGGCUCGAGCGUGCGCAAAGCGCUGCUGCUCUGCUCCUCCGCGCCGCCAGGGGGCGCCCUCGCCUGCACCGCGCUGCAGUGGCGCCGCGACCUCACGUGACCACGCCUUCUUCCGGAGUCACGUGA
Poecile atricapillus (Black-capped chickadee) is the source of this 746-nucleotide messenger RNA. It is a transcript of the gene TSEN34, whose product is annotated as tRNA splicing endonuclease subunit 34. Gene Ontology annotation, molecular function: nucleic acid binding; tRNA-intron lyase activity. Lineage: Eukaryota; Metazoa; Chordata; Aves; Passeriformes; Paridae. The transcript has 4 exons. Gene Ontology annotation, biological process: tRNA-type intron splice site recognition and cleavage; tRNA splicing, via endonucleolytic cleavage and ligation. The coding region runs from base 70 to 720 and encodes 216 amino acids. The record is from RefSeq and is a predicted model, not a curated record.